AAUGUACUGCCAGUAAGCUAUUACAUUUUUUAAUUCCUUCAUUUCAAAAGGUGUAUCAUCUCGUUUAUUUGUUUAUCCAGUUUAACAACCCCCUCUGUGCAGCACUUUGGAAAAAUUGAUUUGACCGUACGAAAUCCCAGGAUAUUUAUGUAUAGAACUGUAAUGCACAUUGUGAUUUUAUUUAAGUGAAUUUUAUAGGACACGGCUAACGUUAUGUUAAACCAACUGUAUACUGCGUUAUACAUGUUAGAUCUGACAACUGUGUUGACAUUCUUACUCGUGUUAAUUGUCAGCUAUAUAAUAUGGAAUUACUUCUUCACGGUCCAGCGGGUAGAUAUUCCGGGACCAACACCGUGGCCCAUAGUUGGAAACCUACCACACAUUGCGGGUGCGCGAGAUAUAGGAAAAAAAUUGUUGGAGUUUAGGAAAACAUAUGGUGACAUGGUAUUCCUUCGAUUUGGUCCACAACCUAUACUUUUGUGUUUUGGUUAUAAGCUGGUUCGGGAAGUUUUAUUGGUCAAUGGUGAAAAAACCAAGUUCAGGCCGACUUGGAUGUAUCUUAUUAGAAAGUUCUUUCCUAAAGUGACAGGCAUUUUCUUCAGCGAUGGUAAAACAUGGUCGGAUGGACGAAAAUUUACGGUUGUUGCACUCAAAGAUUUCGGAGUAGGUAAAAAGACGAUAGAUGAACGUAUACACGAGGAAGUUCAAUACUUAGUGGACGAGUUUUCUAAAAAUCCAGAGAAGCCUGUCGACGUUCUAAAAGUAUUUCCUAUGGCUACUUCAAAUAUUAUAUCAAAUAUAGUAUUUGGAUCAAGGUUCGAUUACGAUGACAAAGACUUCAAGGAGAUGUUAUAUCACAUUUAUUUCAUAUUUAAAUCUGCAACCAUUGCUGCUCCUGAGAAUUUCUUCCCAAUUAUUGAUAAACUGAAACCAUGGAAUACGAACACACAGGUUGCAGGACAUUUGGCAGCUGUCAGAACGUAUAUGCGUUCCAGAGUGGAUAAGGAGCGAGAUUCAUUUGACCCAAAUAAUAUUCGGAACUUUAUUGACCUUUACCUGGAACAAGAGGAAAAACCAGAUUCAAAAAUAUCAGAGGACUUUCUCUUUCAAGCAAUUGUAGAUAUUUACCAAGCAGGAACAGAUACCACAGCUGUCACCCUUUCCUGGUGCAUGUUGUAUAUGCUUAAAUAUCCGGAGGUGCAGAAAAAAUGUAGAGACGAAGUCAUGAAAGUUAUUGGGGAUGGUAGAAUUCCUUCAUCUAAGGACAAAGUCUCACUUCCAUACGUUAUGGCUACAAUACAUGAAGUACAAAGACUUGCAGCUGUAGCUCCAGUUGCAACUCCUCAUGCAACACUAGAAGACACGUACAUCGAUGGUAAACUCGUACCAAAACAAACUGUAAUAUUGUGUCAUUUGAUGUCUGUUCUUUAUGAUCCUACCCAAUGGCAAGAACCAGAAAAGUUUCUACCUGAGAGGUUUCUAGGAGAAAAGGGAGAGCUGAUUAAACAUGACGCUUUUUGUCCGUUUUCCAUGGGUCCUAGGACAUGCAUUGGACAACAGUUGGCCUCAAACGAAGUGUUUUUGUUUUUCACUUCAUUCCUUCAACGGUUCAAUUUCACCACAGUUAACAAAGAUGACUGUGUGUCUACAGAUGGUGAGCAUACAGGUGUUACUCGUCAACCAUACCCAUUUGAGAUGUGUUUUAAACCUAUCUAACACCAAGAAUAUAGAACAUUCUUCAUUUCAUGAGUUUAGAUUGGUCUAUAAACAUGAUUCAGUACUUUCUGUGUGCAUGGCAUUUCCAUCUUCAUGAAUGUAUUUAACCAACAACUAAAAUAUACACAACCUUACAUGAUGGUCUGCUGCUUCAUGUAGAUCUUGUUUUAUCAUAAUGUUAUUGUUAUCUAGCAAAAAAAGCAUUCUAGUUAGUCAAUUUUAAGACUUAAGACAGUAGUUUAUACAGGGAACAUGUAAUUCCUUAUGAAGUAUAUAAAAUAGUGGAAAUUAUGCAAAUUGAAAUAAAUAUUUAUAUUUUGUUACUGCAGUAAAAGAUAAAGUUAAAAAUCAUAGAUAUAUUCUAUAAAUGUCUUUAUAAAUAAUAUUUUCACAAUCUAUGGUGUUGUUUCGAAUGUCACUAGUGAAUAUUCAUUAGACGAAACGCUUUUCUGAUGUACAAAUUUAUAAGCCUAGUAUCCAGGAUAUUUGUAAAGUCAUCGCUUAUGCUUUUAACCCAAAAUACGCAUGGUUAUGUUUAUGGUACUAUGGUUAUGGUCAACUUGAAUAUACAUGUAAAGAAUGGCGUGACCGUACUAUUUUCUUAUUAGUAUAUGCGAGUUUACAUGUAAAGAAUGCUGUGAUCAUACUAUUUUCUUAUUUGU
Mytilus trossulus (common blue mussel) is the source of this 2378-nucleotide messenger RNA. Its product is annotated as cytochrome P450 2C9-like. Gene Ontology annotation, molecular function: steroid hydroxylase activity; heme binding; iron ion binding. Lineage: Eukaryota; Metazoa; Mollusca; Bivalvia; Mytilida; Mytilidae. The transcript is spliced from 8 exons. Gene Ontology annotation, biological process: xenobiotic metabolic process. The coding region runs from base 214 to 1716 and encodes 500 amino acids. Gene Ontology annotation, cellular component: intracellular membrane-bounded organelle; cytoplasm. The record is from RefSeq and is a predicted model, not a curated record.